Camellia sinensis is the source of this 2038-nucleotide messenger RNA. The record is from RefSeq and is a predicted model, not a curated record. NCBI's taxonomy places the organism in Eukaryota, Viridiplantae, Streptophyta, Magnoliopsida, Ericales, Theaceae.
UCAAUUGGGUGAUGGCAUUUUCCAAAAAGAAAACCAACAAAACACAAAUUACGCUUGUGUCGCCUAGAGCAGAGAGAGAGGGAGAGAGAAGAAAUCGAAGGAGACGGAAGAGGAAGACCCACCGGUGACUACCGCCACCGUCGACAUCCGCCCGCGGCAGCUAAGCAGCGAACGAGCUCUUGCACUUCUCCCUCCUGCCAGAGUUCUCACACUGCCCUCUCCCAUCGUUCAGGGAAAUAAUGGAUUUUGUGACAACAAUAUAGUUUACCAAAUACAUAGGAUUAACAAGAUCAAGCUCAAAACUCAUGUAAAUGCACAAAUGUAAUGGGCACUAGCUGGGCAUUAGUUAGCAUGCCUUGCACGCGGCCCUUUCACUAGUAAAUAAUAACGUACAAAAGAGGUUUGAAAAGCAGCGAAACUCCCCUUCUUUGUCCUCACACAUGCUUGACCUCGCCUCAGUACCAGCUCUGCUCUCUCCGGAACUUGUCUUAGGACAUUGUAGUAUUAUUCUAAAGCCCUCCAAUCCAACACUCUCUGCCUUUGCCCCCAAUACAAUCAAUCAUUUUCAUAAAAGACAUUUUCCAAGUUUAAUCCAGAGUUUUGGGACUUGUUUGUUACUGAAAUGGAAACGAAGCUGAUAAGUUCAAAAUCAGAAGAGAAACACAUUGGCGAUGACUCAUCCUCAGGUUUAGUUUUGGAGAAGAACAAGGAGAAGAAGAGGAAGGGAAUGACCAUAGGAGGUUACCCAAUUGAGGGUCUGUCAAUAGCAGGGCAUGAGACAUGUAUAAUCCUCCCGACCCUCAACUUGGCUUUUGACAUCGGCCGGUGCCCACAACGUGCCAUUUCUCAACAAUUUAUCUUCAUCUCUCAUGGUCACAUGGAUCACAUUGGAGGACUGCCUAUGUAUGUGGCAACUCGUGGCUUAUACAGAAUGGCACCCCCAACAAUUAUUGUACCAACAGCUAUAAAAGAGAAUGUGGAAAAACUCUUUGAGGCACACAGAGCAAUGGAUCACUCAGAGCUGAAGCAUAAUCUAAUUGGCUUGGGUGUAGGAGAAGAGUUUUAUUUGAGAAAGGAUCUUAAAGUAAUAGCAUUUAAGACUUACCAUGUCAUACCAAGCCAGCAGGGUUAUAUAAUUUACUCAGUAAGACAGAAACUUAAGCAGGAGUACAUUGGUCUCCCAGGAAGUGAGAUUAAGAACUUGAAGUCAUCAGGUGUGGAGAUUACAUAUGCUAUUACAAUGCCUGAAAUUGCUUUUACGGGAGACACCACGUCUGACUUCAUUGUUGAUGACACAAAUAUUGACGUCUUGAGGGCAAAGGUUCUCAUUAUGGAGAGCACCUAUGUUACAAACUUAGAGACAGUGGAGAACGCAAGAGAUUAUGGACAUACUCAUUUGUCUGAGAUAAUCAGUUAUGCAGACAGGUUUCAGAAUAAAGCAAUUCUUUUAAUCCAUUUUUCUGCGCGAUAUCAAGCAGAUGAAAUCCAAAAUGCUAUGUCUAUAUUGCCUCCGGCUCUCGCUGACCGGGUUUUUACGCUUACAGAAGGUUUCUAAUGAAAAUGGGACAACUCAAUAUUAGGAUUCCAUUCUAUCCAUCAAAAUUUUGCUUAUAUAUUGAGCCAGUCUUAUGCUGACCGGGUUUUUACGCUUACAGAAGGUUUCUGAUGAAAAUGGGACAACUCAAUGGUAGGAUUCCAUUCUAUCCAUCAAAAUUUUGCUUAUAUAUUGAGCCAGUCUUAUUUACUAUUUUCCCCUAUGUAACGAAAUUUGAACAGCAGAUUUAUGCAUAAUUCAUUACUUAAAAUUUACUUUCACUUGUAUUGAUGGCAUUUUAAGCUGUGCUGGUUUUUUUGUAAAGAUGUUUUCAGAGGCACCUUGUAGUAGUCAUUUAGCAGUAGCAACUAUGCAUAUAUGAGCUAGAAGAUUAGCUGCAGAAAAAUGUGUAGUUCUCAAUAGCAAACCAAACCAUAUGUUAUGAGGCAAUUUUUUACUAAUUACAUGUUAGCCUUUUGAAGAGUUUUAGCCCUCAUAAACCUU